CGCCCGGUGCCGCGUGCGCCCCCGCUCCUGGGAACCGGCCCGCUCCUGGGAACCGGCCCGCUCCUGGGAACCGGCCCCAUCCUGGGAACCGGCCCCAUCGCGCUCCUGGGAACGGUCUAGAUCCCGCGCUUCCCCCUGGCAGCGGCCCCGGGCAGAGCAGUGCAAGGAUGGCAUCCAUGGAAGAAAACUUUCCUCGAGGGGGCAUCCAGAAGAAACCUGCAGAGGGAAAAACACCCAAACCAAAGUUAGAGCGGGACAAUUUGUUUGAUGUUCAACAUGAAGAAAAAUCCCAGAAAAGAAAAAGGAGCCAGAAGGAUCAAGUAAAGCAGAAAAGGUUCAAGGCAGACAAAACAGCUGCUGUUAAAGACAAUAUUAUGAAUAUUGGACCACUCACAAUUGAGGUGCUCAGUGAGGGAAUGCUGCUCCUUGGCUGUAUAAAAGAGGUCAAUGACUACGACCUCGCCAUCAGUUUGCCCAACGGCCUCUCCGGAUUUGUGCCGGUCACGCAGGUCAGCGAUGCCUACAGCAAACUGCUGACCAAACAGGUGGCCCAAGGAGAACUCCUGGAGGAGUUGAAUUCGCUUCCAGAACUGUUUUCUCCAGGGACACUGGUCAGGUGCAUCGUGACCAGCAUUGAGAAAAGUGACGAUGGACGUCGCAGUGUCAAGUUAUCGAUUGACCCCAAGAAGGUCAACAAGGGCCUGAGCUCUACAACACUAGCAGUGGGCAUGCUGCUCUCUGGCUCUGUGUUGAGUAUGGAAGACCAUGGCUACCUCAUAGAUAUUGGUGUCACUGGAACUCAUGCUUUCCUGCCUCAUGAGAAAGCCAAAAAUUACAUCAAAGCAGUCAAGAAAGGGCCUGACUUGAAAAUAGGCCAGAACCUGAACUGCCUCAUUGUGGAAGUGAAGAAUGAGGGCAGGGUGGUCUGUUUGUCCAUUGAUCGAUCGGAGGUGGCUGCAUCCAUUGCCACAGAGCGACAGAACUGGACACUCUCUAAUUUAUUGCCAGGGCUGGUGGUGAAAGCUCGAGUACAGAAGGUGGCCCCACUUGGGAUGAAACUGACAUUUCUGUCUUACUUUACUGGCAUUGUGGAUUUCAUGCACAUGGACCCAGAGAAAUCCAUGAGCUAUUCUCCAGAUCAAGUGGUGAAGGCCUGUGUGCUGUCUGUACACCCCACGUCGAGGGCAGUGCGGCUCACGCUGCGCCCGCCCUUCCUGCACCCUGGGGGAACCCCACGCCAGCUCCCUGCCCAGCGCAUGGGGGCAGUGCUGGAGGAGGCCACGGUGAAAACCUUCUACAAGCAGUUUGGGGCCGUCUUUGAGCUUGAUGAUGGCACUCUUGCAUUUGCACGGUUGAAGCAUCUUUCAAAAACCAGAAAAUCCUUUAAACCUGGGGCAUUUAAGGAAGGUUGCAAACAUAAAUGUCGGAUCAUUGACUACAGCCUGAUGGAUGAGAUGUGUAUUGUAUCUCUGAAACAUCAGAUUAUUGAAGCACAGUUUCUGCAAUACCAGGAUAUCCACACGGGUGAUGUGGUGCAGGGCAAAGUGGUCUCUCUAAAACCCAUUGGGAUGCAGGUGAAAGUAGCUGAUGGGAUUAGAGGACUUGUGCCAUCCCUCCAUCUCUCUGAUGUGAUCCUGAAGCAGCCUGAGAAGAAGUACAACAUAGGAGAUGAAGUCAAGUGUCGGGUGCUGGAGUGCAAUCCUGGAGGAAAGAAGCUGAUCCUUACUCUAAAGAAAAGUCUCGUCCAAUCAAAGCUUCCAGUCCUCUCAAAUUAUGAAGAUGCAAAACCAGGCUUGAUCACACAUGGCUUUGUAGUGUGUGCAAGGGAAUUUGGCUGCAUUGUUAAGUUCUACAAUGAUGUCAAAGGUCUGGUACCCAAGAAUGAGCUGGGCUCAGAACCCAUAUCUUGUCCAGAUAAAGUCUUCUUUGAAGGCCAGGUUCUUAAAGUAAUGGUCUUAAAAUGUGAGCCUCAGCAGGAAAGACUCUUGCUGUCCUUCAGAUUAUCAAGCAAACCUGGCCCUGAGGACAAAUGGAAAUGUACUCCAAAGGAGAAACAGGAAGUGAAAUACCAAAUAGGAGAGAUAGUUGAUGUGAAAAUCUUGAAGAAGAAAGAUAAUGGGUUAGAAGUUUCCAUCUUAGAAGAUGAAGACAAUGUGGUAGCCUGGAUCCCCACGCUGCACCUCUCUGACUUCAUUGCUACCUCCAAGCUCCUGUGGCACUGUCUUCAAGAGGGAGAUGUCCUGCCCAGAGUUAUGUAUCUAAGUGACAAGGGAGAGCACAUUAUCUUGAGUAGAAAGUCUUCAGUGAUUUCUGCUGUACAGGAGGAGCAAGUUGUGAGAAGCUUCUCUGAAAUCCAGCCUGGCAUGCUGUUGACUGGUUAUGUGAGGAAUAUGAUGCCCUUUGGAGUGUUUGUGGAGUUUCCUUUUGGUGUGACAGGACUGGCACCUAAAGUGAGUAUGAGUGACAAGUUUGUGACAGACACCAAGGACCACUUUGUGGUGGGACAGACUGUGAUUGCAAAGGUGAUGAGCAUUGAUGAGGAGAAGCAGCGUGUGCUCCUCAAUCUGAAGGUGUCUGAGUGCAGCUCAGGAGAUUCUGCUGCAGAUAGCGUUGCCCUCCUGAAUCAAUAUUUCAAGGAGCUGAAAGAAAUCAAGGAGUUGUUGAGAAGAGGAAAGCCCAGCAUUUGUGAGUUGGUGCCUGGGAAGAGGGUGCAUCUGGUCGUGCAGGAUGUGAGGGAGGAUGGCUCAGCACUGUUCAGUGGCAGCCCUGUCAAAGGCUUGACUAUAACUGCCACCCGCUACCAUUUGGAAGACAAAAAUAUUUCUCCUGGUGAGAAGAGGAAGGCAUUUGUACUUCAUGUGGAUGCCCUCACAUCUGAGGUGCAUGUUUCUCUUCGGGAAGAACUGUUAAAGCAAAGACCCAAGCAACGGCUCCGAGAGAAUUCCCAGCACUCUGUGGUGGUGCAGCACAUCACAGAGCACUUUGCCAUCGCAUCUCUGCCGGGAGCAGGCCAGCUGGCAGCUGUCCCCAUCGCCUGCCACUUCAAUGACACCUUCCGCUUCGACUCAGAAAAGCUGAGGGUGGGACAGACAAUUUCUGUGACCUUAAAAGCAGUGAAGGAGAACAACCAUGGGGUCUUGUUAGCAGUACAAGGCCCAGCCAAGAAGAACGUUUUUGUAAGGAUGCAGAACGAGUCAGAGACCGUAUUAGAGGAGAUGCUUCCUGCUGUGAAGCACUCGCUCUCCCCGGGGGAUGUUGUUACUGGUACCGUUAAAUCCGUCAGACCGACCCACGUCACUGUUGCUAUUGAUGACAAGCUGACAGGUUCAAUCCAUGCAUCCCGGAUUCUGGACGAAGUGCCCAUAGGCUCUUUUCCAACUUCUACUCUGAAAACCGGACAGAAAGUGACCGCUCGAGUCAUUGGAGGCAGAGAUGUGAAUACUUACAGGUGCCUGCCAAUCACCCAUCCACACUUCACACAAUCCAUUCCAGAGCUCAGCAUUCGACCAAGUGAAAAAGAAGGAGAAUUCACAGCAUUGCUGAACCUUAAAGAAGAAAGUUCCCUCAAUAAACUUGGACUCUACAAUGUUGGGCAGACAGUCAUCUGUUUUGUAAAGAAGUAUAACAUGCUCAAAAACUGGCUGGAGGUAGAAGUCGCCCCCGACAUUCGAGGAAGAGUUCCUCACCUGCUGUUGUCUCUGAACACCAAGGUCUUAAAACAUCCAGAAAAGAGCUUUAAAAAUGGCCAGGCAAUAUCAGCUACAGUGACUGGAACAGAUGCCUCUGAAACAAACCUCUGCUUGUCACUUACAGGAAUUCACUCACUGGAGCCGGACACCAUCUCUGUAGGCAAGGUAACAAAGGUGACUCCACACGUUGGUUUGACCAUUGCGCUGCCAGGUGGGAAGACUGGCAAAGUCAGCAUCUUUCACCUGAAUGAUACUUACACAGAGGAUCCUCUGGGGAACUUCAAAGUUGGCAAGAUUGUCAGGUGUUACAUCCUCUCCAAUGAGAAUGAUAAAAUCCAGUUAUCUCUCCGGCAAUCUCGACUAAAUCCAAAGAUAAAAAGCAAAGUAGAGGAUAUUGAAAUAACAAGUAUUAAGGAUGUUAAAAAAGGCCAGCUAGUGAGAGGCUAUGUCAAAUCAAUCACUCCAUCAGGUGUAUUCUUUGGAUUGUCCACUUCUCUUCUGGGCCGAAUCCUGUUCCAGAAUGUUUCCCGAUACUUUGUACAGAACCAUUCCUUAUAUGAAAAGUACCUUCCUGAAGGAAAACUGCUCACUGCCAAAGUGCUUGGGGUGAAUAGAAAAGAAGAACAUAUUGAGCUCUCUCUCCUGCCUGAGGACACUGGGAUGCCAAGUGUCUUGCCUGAAUCCCUAGGCCUACCACAGUAUGGAACAGAGGAAGAGAAAAGAGAGGCAGAUGAUGAGGGAAAAAGAGAAGAGCCUAAGCUGAAGACAAAAAGGAGAAGAGGAAACUAUGAAAGUGGUCAGGAGGCAAAGCCAAAGAAGAGGAAGAUCUGCCCAGCAGAUGAAAAUGACAGUGGAAUUGAGGUGUAUUACCGUGAGGAGGAAGAGGAUGACCAGGAGGAAGAGGCAGCUAAAAAGAAAUCUAAGGUAGGGAAGCCUGGUGAAGCUCCCAGGUUGCAAGUUUCCAUGGGCUUCACCUGGGAUGAAGACAAUGCAAUGGAUAUACCUGUGGUGGAUCAGAAGGAAGAGAGCUCAGAGAGCGAGGAGGAGGAGGAUAUGCGGUCCAAGCUCAAGAAACGAACAAAGAAGGAGAAGGACCUGGAGAAGCAGAAGAGGGAGAAGGAGCUUUGCAAAGUAGAGGCAGCUCUAAUGGACCCGAGUCGGCAGCCCCAGUCAGCAGAUGACUUUGACCGCCUGGUGCUGGGCAGUCCCAACAGCUCCAUCCUCUGGCUGCAGUACAUGGCCUUCCACCUCCAGGCUACAGAGAUUGAGAAGGCCAGAGCUGUGGCAGAGAGAGCACUUAAAACAAUCAGUUUCAGGGAAGAACAGGAGAAGCUGAAUGUCUGGGUAGCUCUGCUGAACUUGGAGAACAUGUAUGGUAGUGAGGAGACACUGAUGAAGGUCUUUGAGAGAGCAGUUCAAUACAAUGAACCUCUGAAAGUCUUCCAGCAUCUGUGUGACAUCUAUGCCAGUUCUGAGAAGUAUAAGCAAGCAGAAGAAUUAUACCACACAAUGCUGAAGCGUUUUCGUCAGGAGAAAUCCGUGUGGCUGAAAUACGCCUCUUUCCUCCUGAAGCAAGGCCAGGCUGAGGCUACACACAGGCUUCUGGAGCGUGCUCUCAAGGCUCUGCCCACCAAAGAACAUGUGGAUGUCAUUUCAAGGUUUGCACAGUUGGAGUUCCAUUCUGGGGACACAGAACAUGCCAAGGCCCUCUUUGAGAGCACCCUCAGCAAUUAUCCCAAGCGGACAGACAUUUGGUCCAUCUACAUGGACAUCAUGAUCAAGCAUGGCAGCCAGAAGGAAGUACGAGACAUCUUUGAGAGGGUCAUACACCUGAGCUUGGCACCGAAGAAGAUGAAAUUCUUCUUCAAACGCUACCUGGAUUAUGAGAAUAAAUUUGGUACAGCAGAAAGUGUCCUGGCUGUUAAAAGAGCAGCACUUGAGUAUGUGGAGACCAAGAGUUCCCUUGCUGAUACCUAAGUGUGGUGCAAGUGAAAGCAGAGAGACUUGGCUUUCCAUGCAAUGUUGGAACUGGGAAGUGUGGAGUUCUUCCAUGACUGUCCAUGGACAGUGAGUUUCUGGAGAGUAUUGGUCUGUGACCAAACCUGCUUGGAAACAGCAAUCAAAUUAAAAGAUUUGAUAAAUGUUUGCAGCUUUGUCCAGAUGUUACAAAUAAUUUUGGUGUGUUGGUGACAUGUUUUUAAAUAAUAGACUGUUUUAUAAUCAAAAGAAA
This is a messenger RNA of Pseudopodoces humilis (Tibetan ground-tit), 5919 nucleotides long. It is a transcript of the gene PDCD11, whose product is annotated as programmed cell death 11. The record is from RefSeq and is a predicted model, not a curated record. Gene Ontology annotation, cellular component: small-subunit processome; nucleolus. Gene Ontology annotation, biological process: rRNA processing. Gene Ontology annotation, molecular function: RNA binding; protein binding. Lineage: Eukaryota; Metazoa; Chordata; Aves; Passeriformes; Paridae.